Lactuca sativa (garden lettuce) is the source of this 739-nucleotide messenger RNA. NCBI's taxonomy places the organism in Eukaryota, Viridiplantae, Streptophyta, Magnoliopsida, Asterales, Asteraceae. The record is from RefSeq and is a predicted model, not a curated record.
AUGCCCAAUUCAUUCUGGUACCAUUAGUUGUAAAAUUGAUGAUGCUGGUAGCCAUGAGAUUAAUGGUGUUCGAAGGAGGGACGUUCUUAACUGCUUUGGGGCUGCCAUUAGCAUGGAAUUGGUGGCAAGCUCCAGCCCAAUCUCAUGCCCAUUCAUUGAGGCAGCUAAUGUUGCUGAUUUGAUACAAAGAAGACAGCGUUCAGACUUUCAAUCAAGUAUAAAGAUGACCCUCUAUAAAGCCAUUAAGGCAAAUCCAGAGCUGAUUUCACCCCUAUUAACAUUAGCACUUAAUGAUUCUAUGACAUAUGAUAAGCCAACAAAAACUGGAGGCCCUAAUGGAUCCAUACGCUUCAGCUCUGAGAUUGAGAGACCAGAAAACAAAGGACUUUCUGCUGCUUUAUCAAUGGUGGAAGAAGCAAAAAAAGAGAUCGAUUCUUACUCUAAAGGUGGACCAAUUUCAUACUCCGAUCUCAUCCAAUUAGCAGGUUUGGUGUUUGUCAGAAGUAGCCAACAUAUCCACAACAACUUUCCCCCAAACGAUGAGGACGAAAGUACCCUCCACAUCACUGAGUUGCCAGUUAGAAGGUGGACACAGGAGUAUAAGGAGUUUUUGGAGGUUGCUUCAACUGCUGGAAAAGAUAAGAAACCUUUCAUAGAGGGAAUGGUUCUUUCUGAAGCUAAGAAAAUAAUUGAUUCAUGCAUGGCUGCAAAGAUUGGUAGGGUUGAUGAAAGUGAAUAA